Marchantia polymorpha subsp. ruderalis is the source of this 2269-nucleotide messenger RNA. The record is from the annotation of a GenBank genome assembly. Lineage: Eukaryota; Viridiplantae; Streptophyta; Marchantiopsida; Marchantiales; Marchantiaceae.
CGGGCACGGCCAUGGAUACCAUGGAUGCCAGAGCUCUCCGGCGUCGAGCAACGCUGCGAAUAUAUACGCCCCUCGCGGGAUGCUGAUCAGACUCUCAUUCUGAACGAAGAGUUUCACGCUAGACCAUAACCAUCUCAGUUCGAAGAGGGAGUGCCCAAUUCGCACCACUGAUCAGAGACCAGCAAUGGCUGCUUUUGAGGCUGUGAGCUCGUCGUUGCAGAUGUUCGAUCCGCCACCGGCCGGUGACAUAUUGUGGUACAAGGCGCAUGGGUUCCUCAUGUGGCUCUCCUUCAGCGUGCUCUUCCCUCUGGGCGUGAUGGGCGUCAGGUACAGCCGCAUCUGCAAGAAGCUCGAGUACUGGUUCCAGUACCACUGGCUGCUGCAGUCGACGGGAGUGCUGCUGUCGACCGUGGGCCUGAGCAUCGCCCUGCGCAGAUUCGAGAACUGCAAGAACACCACGCACGGAACGAUCGGGGUGGCUCUGGCCUUCAUCGUGCUCAUUCAGCCCGUCUUCGCCGUGUUCAGGCCCGCCCUGGGAGCACAGCUGCGGCCAUACUGGGCAUUCUCUCACUGGUUUUUGGGCACUGUGACAGUGGUUCUGGGAUGGGUGAACAUUUUCCAGGGUCUUGAUUUGUACUUCGUCGACUGGCCCGGAUCUGGCCCACAGACUCUUCUCUUCUGGGUGUUCUCGGCGCAGGUGUCGCUUUUGGUGUUCUGCUACUUGGUUAUGGUGAGAUGUCCUGAUUCCGAUUGCGAAUAUGACAAGACCAAGCUGUCCAAACCACUCCUCGAAAAGCACCAGUUCAUGGCCAAAGUGUAGGUUCCAUGCGCUGUGGUCCGGCUUCGGUGACGCCGCGUGAUGUCAUCAUGGUGCCACUUCCACAACCGCAGGCUGUUCGACGUCAAUUCCACGAUAUUUCUGUCAACUCGAGGCUUACGGAGGCCGCUGAAAUUCAGCGACUGCCAUUUCUUGUCACGAAUAAAACUGUGUACAUACUUGCUUAAACGGCCCUCAGGAGGACAAUUCUCGCUCGUGGGCUGGCGCGGAGUUUCUGGUAGUUUCACCAGAUGGAGGAAUUCAAGGGCUCGAUUUGGAGAUCCCUUUGAUUCUCUUAUGAGCGAAAAGAUUCAAAUCUUUCGAUAUGUAGAAGAUAGGCCUCAUCCUUUUUGGCACUUGAAGGUAAACAUUUUCUCAAGAUGCUCGCUCAGAUUGCUUGGCUUCGUGACUUGUAUUAUUGGCACAUCAUCUUUCAAAGAUGAGUCAGUGGUAAUAGUGAAAUUGUGAAAUUCCCUUUCCCUCUGUCGUCCAGCUUUCAAUUUUGGAGGAGCAUCCUUGCACACUUCUUCACCAGGAAAAUCUGGAGUGUCGUUGUUUCAACACCUCUCUCUCUCUCUCUCUCUUCUACUCAAGUCAUUCAGAUCAUUCCAUCUCUCCUCCGAAGUCGGUGCAACAUCCAAGAGCUUCAAUAUGACAGCACUAACCUGACAUCAACAGUUAUCCAAUCUGACGCCCGCGAGUGUACUUGCUCAUCACCGCAGACAGUUCUGUGCAGUAAAUUCUGCGCAAGACAGACUCGUGGGCCUAGUUCUCUAAAUGUGCGUCGUACACAUCCAACAACAGGCAGAUGCAGUCAAGCAAAUGAGAGCUCGGUAAAGAGUGAGCUUUGACCACUAAUGAAACCUGUUGAGAAAAAAGUCUUACAACUGACAAAAUAUUCACACCCAAAUGGCACUGCUUGAAGAAUUUGGAAUAUGAUGAAACAUGAACCUUGAAAACUUCCAUAUGCGCCGUUAAAGGUACAUUUUCACUUUGCUCACUGUCUGCGUGUGUAGUUGACUCGCGGGCAGUAGUAAGACCCAAUCCAUGUGAGUAAAUCUUUAUGUAGCUUCAUACAAAAAUUGCCAGUAACGCACAUACCACAAUCAAGAGUGCAACUGGUCAGUGUCUACUGUCUCGUCCAAUCUAUGACACUCUUGUUAUGUGUAUAUUUUCGGAGUUUUCUUCUCGAUCAGAAGAUCAGGCCAGCGAUUUUAUUCCCUUGAAACUGUAAAUCAGAACGCCAAGAAAAUCACACGCACCUAUCAGGUCAAAUCUGACAGGAGUUUACAUCUAGAUUGGUGGCGUAGAUGGGCGGAAAGCAUAAGAAAUGCUGCCGCAAACAAUGCUUGGGAUUGACAUUAUACUGAUUCUGAAUCUCAAGCAGACACGUUUGAAAUAACAACUACAGCUUUAUCAAAGAUCCAAGCUUUAUCCUAUUCUGUUUGAUAA